Messenger RNA from Knipowitschia caucasica, 2259 nucleotides. NCBI's taxonomy places the organism in Eukaryota, Metazoa, Chordata, Actinopteri, Gobiiformes, Gobiidae. The record is from the annotation of a GenBank genome assembly.
AUGGACCGAAGAGGACAGGAGCACAGGGACAAGAGCACAGGGACAGGAGCACAGGGACUGGGGCACAGGGACAGGAGCACAGGGACAGGGGCACAGGGACUGGAGCACAGGGACAGGAGCACAGGGACUGGAGCACAGGGACAGGAGCACAGGGACAGGAGCACAGGGACAGGAGCACAGGGACAGGAGCACAGGGACAGGGGCACAGGGACAGGAGCACAGGGACAGGGGCACAGGGACAGGAGCACAGGGACAGGGGCACAGGGACAGGAGCACAGGGACAGGGGCACAGGGACAGGAGCACAGGGACUGGAGCACAGGGACAGGAGCACAGGGACUGGAGCACAGGGACAGGAGCACAGGGACAGGAGCACAGGGACAGGAGCACAGGGACAGGAGCACAGGGACUGGAGCACAGGGACAGGAGCACAGGGACAGGGGCACAGGGACAGGAGCACAGGGACAGGGGCACAGGGACAGGAGCACAGGGACUGGAGCACAGGGACAGGAGCACAGGGACUGGAGCACAGGGACAGGAGCACAGGGACUGGAGCACAGGGACAGGAGCACAGGGACAGGAGCACAGGGACAGGAGCACAGGGACAGGAGCACAGGGACUGGAGCACAGGGGCACAGGGACAGGAGCACAGGGACAGGAGCACAGGGACAGGGGCACAGGGACAGGAGCACAGGGACUGGAGCACAGGGACUGGAGCACAGGGACUGGAGCACAGGGACAGGAGCACAGGGACAGGAGCACAGGGACUGGAGCACAGGGACAGGGGCACAGGGACUGGAGCACAGGGACAGGAGCACAGGGACUGGAGCACAGGAGCACAGGGACAGGAGCACAGGGGCACAGGGACAGGAGCACAGGGACAGGAGCACAGGGACAGGAGCACAGGGACUGGAGCACAGGGACAGGAGCACAGGGACUGGAGCACAGGGACAGGAGCACAGGGACAGGAGCACAGGGACUGGAGCACAGGGACAGGAGCACAGGGACUGGAGCACAGGGACAGGAGCACAGGGACAGGAGCACAGGGACAGGAGCACAGGGACUGGAGCACAGGGACAGGAGCACAGGGACAGGAGCACAGGGACUGGAGCACAGGGACUGGAGCACAGGGACAGGAGCACAGGGACAGGAGCACAGGGGCACAGGGACAGGAGCACAGGGACAGGAGCACAGGGGCACAGGGACAGGAGCACAGGGACAGGAGCACAGGGACAGGAGCACAGGGACUGGAGCACAGGGACAGGAGCACAGGGACUGGAGCACAGGGACAGGAGCACAGGGACUGGAGCACAGGGACAGGAGCACAGGGACAGGAGCACAGGGACUGGAGCACAGGGACAGGAGCACAGGGACUGGAGCACAGGGACAGGAGCACAGGGACAGGAGCACAGGGACAGGAGCACAGGGACAGGAGCACAGGGACAGGAGCACAGGGACAGGAGCACAGGGACAGGAGCACAGGGACAGGAACACAGGGACAGGAACACAGGGACAGGAGCACAGGGACAGGAGCGCAGGGACAGGAGCACAGGGACAGGAGCGCAGGGACAGGAGCACAGGGACUGGAGCACAGGGACAGGAGCACAGGGGCACAGGGACUGGAGCACAGGGACAGGAGCACAGGGACAGGAGCACAGGGACAGGAGCACAGGGACUGGAGCACAGGGACAGGAGCACAGGGGCACAGGGACAGGAGCACAGGGACAGGAGCACAGGGACUGGAGCACAGGGACUGGAGCACAGGGACAGGAGCACAGGGACAGGAGCACAGGGACAGGAGCACAAGGACAGGAGCACAGGGACAGGAGCACAGGGGCACAGGGACAGGAGCACAGGGACAGGAGCACAGGGACAGGAGCACAGGGACAGGAGCACAGGAACUGGAGCACAGGGACAGGAGCACAGGGACAGGAGCACAGGGACAGGAGCACAGGGACAGGAUCACAGGGACAGGAGCACAGGGACUGGAGCACAGGGACAGGAGCACAGGGACAGGAGCACAGGGACAGGGGCACAGGGACAGGGACAGGAGCACAGGGACAGGAGCACAGGGAGUGGAGCACAGGGACAGGAGCACAGGGACAGGAGCACAGGGGCACAGGGACAGGGACAGGAGCACAGGGACAGGAGCACAGGGAGUGGAGCACAGGGACAGGAGCACAGGGACAGGAGCACAGGGACAGGAGCACAGGGACAGGAGCACAGGGACAGGAGCACAGGGUCAUAAUACACAGGUGUAA